CGGGCUUCUGAGGCAACAUAACAUUAUUUUAAUAUUUACAGACGCAUAUUCUGACAUAAUUUUCACAAUCUGGUGACGCGACUCGCCGGUUUCCAGAGCAACCGCGCUUUCCUCCGCCCCCGCCCUUCCGACGUGCUCGCGCUGCCUCCAGUCACAUGACCCCUGCCAACCAAUCAGAGGCGGCGGCUCCGGUUGAAUCACGGGUUCAAAACUGUUUCGGUUAAAUUUGUUAAAAGUUGCGAGAGUGAGUUUGAUCCGCUCCUUAUUUCGCGGAUCGGUACAUCUGAAUAUUGUCGCACCCGACUCCAUUUAGCAACCCAAAAUGGCUCACAAACAGAUCUACUACUCGGAUAAAUACACAGACGAUCUUUACGAAUACCGGCAUGUGGUCUUACCGCGAGAGCUGGCCAAACAAGUGCCCAAAUCCCACCUGAUGACCGAGGACGAGUGGAGGAGACUGGGCGUGCAGCAGUCGCUGGGAUGGGUCCAUUACAUGAUCCACGAACCGGAACCUCACAUUCUGCUGUUUAGGAGACCUCUACCAAAAUAACGACAGCCGGGGACGCUUUGUCUCUUCUGGAACGUUCCUGUGGUUUUCAGCGAAUGCUAGAGAACUUGACUACGUUUCUGGACUCCUGUGACCAUGAUGCCUCGUUUCGCAGCGAUCACGCUCGAACGGAACCGAGGGAUUGUGGGAAAUGUAUUUUCAGUGAAAAUCUAAGGGCGCUUAACAAAAUCACGUGACUCAAGUGCCUCUCCGAGUGAAGCUAAACCGUUAAAGAUUUGUGUUGAAUAAAAGUCUGUGCUGCAUCAUCGGUGUUUAGAUGCCUGAAUCAGUGUUUAAGUGGCUGAGAUGUAUUAAUUUUGGGGAUAAACGAUGUACUGUAUGUUAAAGGGAGAUCAUUUGUGUGUAUCUGGUUGGCCGUUCUCAGGUUGAAAUUCUUCGUUUGCAUUAAUUCUGCAGGGAAGGCAACUGUAAUACUGUACGAAUGCUUUAUAAAGUUUAAAGUGUGCUUAUAUCACGUAUAAAACUUUUAAGGUGGUUGUAGAAGAAGAGCCAUGGCGACAGCACUAUCAGCAACUGUGCUACUUAUUAAAGGGGUUUAUGUGGAGAGAAAAAAAGGUUUUUGACCCUUUAUCAUGACUUGGUUUUGAAAGAAUAAAAUGAUGACUGUGUGAACUUAUCUUAUCAUUGCUGCUCUUUAUAAUAAACGAUAUUAAAACGCCACCUCA
Molecule: messenger RNA, 1233 nt
Organism: Puntigrus tetrazona (Sumatra barb)
Lineage: Eukaryota; Metazoa; Chordata; Actinopteri; Cypriniformes; Cyprinidae
Product: Cyclin-dependent kinases regulatory subunit 2-like
Exons: 3
Coding region: 323-550 (75 amino acids)
Biological process (GO): regulation of mitotic cell cycle
Cellular component (GO): SCF ubiquitin ligase complex; cyclin-dependent protein kinase holoenzyme complex
Molecular function (GO): ubiquitin binding; protein kinase binding; cyclin-dependent protein serine/threonine kinase activator activity
Source: RefSeq, a predicted model, not a curated record